AUGGAGGGGCUCUUGCAUUACAUAAAUCCAGCACAUGCCAUUUCACUUCUAAGCACACUGAACGAGGAGCGUCUAAAGGGACAGCUGUGUGAUGUUGUUCUCAUUGUAGGAGAUCAGAAAUUUCGAGCUCAUAAGAACGUUCUGGCUGCCAGCAGUGAAUACUUCCAGACUCUGUUCACAAAUAAGGAGAAUGAGUCUCAGUCAGUGUUUCAACUUGACUUUUGUGAGCCAGAUGCUUUUGAUAAUGUGUUAAACUACAUUUAUUCUUCAUCCUUGUUCAUUGAGAAAGGCAGUCUUGCAGCUGUGCAAGAAUUGGGCUACAGUCUUGGAAUAUCCUUUCUUACAAACAUUGUUUCUAAGAGUCCUCAAGCUCCUUUUCCUGCUUGCCCUAUGAAGAAAAUACUCUAUCAAGAUGAAGAUGAAAGUAGUUCUCAGAAGAGAAGUGUCAUUGUCUGUCAGAACAGAAUUGAAGCACAAGUGAAAAGUAUAAAUCAAACACAACAUGAUUUAAGCCAUACUUCUAAACCUUCAUCCUCUGUUGCUGUCAAAACUAGCAGUAGACCACAAGUAACAAAACCAACUGAAGCCCUUCACAACUUAUCACUGACUGAAAGGAGAUGGUUGAAAGAAAGCCCUGUGAGCUAUACCAAGGUUCAUGAAACUUCUGGAACUGUGGAGGAUCAGAGCCGAGGUGGUUUACUGAAAAGGAAUACAGUACUGCCUCAGAUGCCUUUAGCAGAAAAAGAAAUUGCAAGCGAUGAACCAGGAAGCAGUGGUCAGCUUUUAAGAGGAAAGGCUGCAGAGAUGUCAUUAAAAAGAUCGCGUCCACCAGUCUUGUCUCUGCGCGGCACAUCAGAAUCUACGUUUUUGUUGCGAGAGGCAGGAAAAGGAAGUGGUCAAGGUGAAGACAGGAAUUUACUAUACUACUCAAAGUUAGGGCUAGUAAUUCCAUCUAGUGGAUCUCGUCCAGAAAACCAAAGUAUUGACAGAAGUGGGCCACUUGUAAAAAGUCUCCUUCGAAGAUCACUGUCCAUGGACAGCCAGGUUCCCAUUUACUCACCUUCUGUUGACCUAAAACCUUCACAGGUGUCAUCAUCCUCCUCACCAGGAACUAAUGAUUCCCAGAAGACAUUUACUGUUGUAUCUCAAAAGUCAUCGUUGAAAGAGUCAUCAGAGAAAUUAGUCGCAGAUGAAAAGCCACAGGUAAUACACCCACAUCGCCUUAGGUCUUUCAGUGCCUCUCAGUCAACCGAUAGGGAGGUUGCUUCUCCUCUCACAGAGAUGCGAAUAAAAACUGAACCUAGCAGUCCACUUUCAGAUCCUGCUUAAAUAAUAAGAGUUACAGUGGGUGAUGCUUCAGCAUUGACAAAUAAAGACUUUCCUUUUAAAACUGAGGAUGAUCAUAAGGAGCCAAGUAGACUUCCAGCAAAAAGGAGAUUUCAAGCUGAUAGAACACUACCAUUCAAGAAACUGAAGGCAGAUGAGCAGGGUUCUCCUGGGUCAGAAGAUAACUUUGAGGAAAGCUCAAGCCCUACACACCUUGAUGCUGAUUUUCCUGAUUCUGAUGUCAGUAAAGAUGAAUACAGUGAGUUGGAAGAAGCAAGACCAAAUAAGAAGUUUAAAUGCAAGCACUGCCUUAAAAUUUUCAGGUCAACAGCAGGUCUUCAUCGUCAUGUGAACAUGUAUCAUAAUCCAGAGAAGCCCUAUGCUUGUGAUAUAUGCCACAAGAGAUUUCACACUAAUUUCAAAGUGUGGACGCACUGCCAGACACAACAUGGAAUUGUGAAGAAUCCCUCCCCAGCUUCCAGUUCUCAUGCUGUUUUGGAUGAAAAAUUCCAAAGAAAACUGAUUGAUAUAGUGAGAGAGAGAGAAAUUAAGAAAGCUCUAAUCGUUAAACUAAGACGUGGCAAGCAAGGUUUUCAGGGACAGUCUGCUUCACAAGCACAACAAGUCAUCAAAAGGAAUUUAAGAUCAAGAACCAAAGGAGCCUAUAUUUGUACCUACUGUGGGAAAGCGUUUCGUUUCCUCUCACAGUUUAAGCAGCACAUAAAAAUGCAUCCAGGGGAGAAACCAAUUGGAGGAAACAAGGCUCUUAAGCAGAAAGAUCAUAUUCAUAUUGAAAGUCCAGUAGAAAACAAAGAGGUUUAUCAGUGCCGUCUUUGCAAUGCUAAGCUCUCUUCACUUAUUGAACAGGGAAAUCAUGAGCGACUCUGUAGAAAUGCUACUGUCUGUCCUUACUGCAGCCUUAGAUUUUCUUCUCCAGAGCUGAAGCAUGAGCACGAAAGCAAGUGUGAGUACAAGAAGCUUACUUGUCUUGAGUGUAUGCGUACCUUUAAAUCAUCCUUUAGUAUUUGGCGUCAUCAAGUUGAAGUUCAUAAUCAAAACACAAUGGCUCCAUCAGAGAACUUUUCUUUACCGAUCCUGGAUCACAAUGGCGAAAUAACUAGUUCAUCAAGAUUGCCUCCUCAGGCAGAAUCCAAUAAAAUGAACAAUUUUGUUACUGCAAAGGAAGAUGGUGUAUUCAGUGAUUCAUCGGAACAAAUAAAUUUUGAUUCUGAAGACUCCUCAUGCCUACCUGAAGACUUGAGUGUUUCCAAGCAGUUUAAAAUUCAGAUCAAAGAAGAGCCUGCAGAUGAUAUAGAGGAUGAGGUCACUGAAACGAGCAGAGAGCCUAAGGAAGUAGUCUCCAAUAAAGAUGCUGGUUUGUGGCCCUGUGAAAAAUGUGGGAAGAUUUUCACUGUACGCAAACAGCUGGAGCGUCACCAGGAGCUCCUGUGCUCUGUGAAGCCAUUUAUUUGUCACGUGUGUAACAAGGCCUUCCGAACCAACUUCCGGCUCUGGAGUCACUUCCAGUCUCAUAUGUCACAGGCUGCAGAGGAGUCUACAAAUAAGGAGCCUGAGAUAUGUCCACCAGCUAAUUCCCCAUCGCCCCCACCCUUACCUCCCCCCCCACCCCUCCCUAAAAUCCAGCCUUUGGAGCCUGAUAGUCCAACAGGCUUAUCUGAAAGCUCCACUACUACUGAAAAAUUGUUUGUACCACAGGAGUCAGAUACACUCUUCUAUCAUGCUCCACCACUCUCAGCAAUCACUUUCAAAAGACAAUACAUGUGUAAACUCUGUCAUAGGACUUUCAAGACUGCUUUUAGUCUUUGGAGCCAUGAACAGACACACAAUUAGCUUUAACAGAUACCUUUAAAAGCUGUUUCAGUGGAGGCUGUGUUCAGGAUCUCAGAUGUAUGCCAUAUAAACUGGAAAUUUAAGAAGAUCAAACUGAUGACAAGGAUGACAAAAAUUUGGAAUCUGUGAUGCUGCUUGGAUUUGAAGAUUAAGGUAAACUGACUUGGUUAGUAGGUAGAAGGCAGAGUAAUUUAAAAUACCGUGGUCUGGGAUCUAAUAGUAACAGAAUAAUUUUUAUUUCAUUUAACACUGAAAUAUGAUCACAUCUGGAUUGUAUGCAUGGAUCUUCAUCCUGUGAUGGUGUAUGCGUGUGUAUUAUAUAUAAAGUUAUAUAUUAAAUGAAAGAGCAACAACAAUUUGGA
Molecule: messenger RNA, 3539 nt
Organism: Nestor notabilis (Kea)
Lineage: Eukaryota; Metazoa; Chordata; Aves; Psittaciformes; Psittacidae
Gene: ZBTB21
Product: zinc finger and BTB domain containing 21
Exons: 1
Biological process (GO): negative regulation of DNA-templated transcription; regulation of transcription by RNA polymerase II
Cellular component (GO): nucleus
Molecular function (GO): protein binding; DNA-binding transcription factor activity, RNA polymerase II-specific; RNA polymerase II cis-regulatory region sequence-specific DNA binding
Source: RefSeq, a predicted model, not a curated record